Messenger RNA from Morchella sextelata, 3546 nucleotides. RefSeq lists its product as uncharacterized. Gene Ontology annotation, biological process: mismatch repair; mitotic recombination. The coding region runs from base 1 to 3546 and encodes 1181 amino acids. Gene Ontology annotation, molecular function: ATP binding; mismatched DNA binding; ATP-dependent DNA damage sensor activity. The transcript has 5 exons. Gene Ontology annotation, cellular component: nucleus. The record is from RefSeq and is a predicted model, not a curated record. Lineage: Eukaryota; Fungi; Ascomycota; Pezizomycetes; Pezizales; Morchellaceae.
AUGGCCACCGGCCCCAAAAGACCCGGCAACAAGGCCCAGCCCGCCCAGCCCGCCCAGCGCACAAUCUCCAGCUUCUUCACGCCCAAGGCCGCCCCCAAGAAGGCCAAAGCGCCAUCACCAUCCCCCGAGCCCGAGCCAGAGCCGGAGCCGGAAGAAGAAGACUCGCCAGAAGAAGACUCCGACAAGGACCCCGCCUACUCCGAGCCCGAGCCCGACGCAGCGCUGCCCGCCCCGCGCCCCACCCCCAACGCCCGAACACGCACCCGCAGAGCACCGUGGGCCCGGAAGCGUGUGCUGCCCUCCGACGACAGCGACGACCACUGCAGCGCUCCGCCGCCGGCGAAGCGGCGGGAGAGGGCAGCGCCGGGGGUGGAAGAGGUGGAGGAGGCGGAGGUGGAGGCGGACGAUGAGAGGGAGUGUACGGUUCUCGUUGUGCCCGCUGCUACGCCGGGGAAGGGGGCUGUGGUGUCGGCGAGGACGUCAAAAUACCAGUUUGGGUCGCCUCAAGGGGGGGAGAAGCAGCAGCAGGGGGAGGAGAUGGAUGUGGAUGGGCAGGAAGGGGAGGAGGAGGAGGAGGAUGAGGCACAGAAGCGACGGAGGGCGCAGCUGCAUCGGCGGUUUGUGCAGAAGCUGGGGAGGCCUGAUUCGGUGCUUGAUGCCCGCCGCGAUGGGGACGAAGAGGAAGACGGCGGCGAGGAGCAGGAAGACGACGAAGACGGCUCCCCGGGCCCCAUCGCAAAGAGGUUUGGCAGAGGCGCCAAACCCGCCGCAGCAAAGGGCAAAAAGGCCCGCGCAAAGCUCACCCCGCUCGAGCAGCAGGUCGUGGCCAUCAAGCGCCAGCACCCCGACACGGUGCUGCUCGUCGAGGUGGGCUACAAGUACCGCUUCUUCGGCGCCGACGCCCGCACCGCCAGCACCGCCCUCAGCAUCAUGUGCAUCCCGGGCAAGCUGCGCUUCGACGAGCACCCGUCGGAGGCGCACCUCGACCGCUUCGCGUCGGCGAGCAUACCGGUGCCGCGCCUGCACGUGCACGUCAAGCGCCUCGUCGCCGCCGGCCACAAGGUCGGCAUCGUCCGGCAGCGCGAGACGGCAGCGCUGAAAGCCGCGGGGGACAACAGGAACGCGCCGUUUGUGCGCGAGCUCGCGGAGCUGUACACGAAGGGCACGUACAUCGACGACACCGACACCGACACCGCCACCGACACCGACACCAUGGACGGCGCCCCGCACACGGGGUACCUGCUGUGCAUCACGGAGAAGCCGGGCGGCGGGGCGGGCACGGACGAGAGGUCGCAUGUGGGCUUUGUGGCCGUGCAGCCGGCCACCGGCGACGUGAUCUACGACGAGUUUGACGACGGCUUCACGCGCAGCGAGAUCGAGACGCGCUUGCUGCACAUUGCGCCGUGCGAGCUGCUGGUCGUCGGCGAGCUGACCAGGGCCACGGAGAGGAUCGUCACGCAUCUGGCGGGCAGCACGACGAGCGUGUUUGGUGACGCUGUGCGCAUCGAGCGCCUCCCGCGCAGCAAGACGAAAGGGACCGCCAUCGCGGCCGCCAACGCGCACGUGGCGGCCUUCUACGCCGGCAAGCUGAAGGCGCGGGGGGCGGGGGCGGGGGCGGGGGCGGACGCAGCAGAGGCGAACAGGCGCCUCGAUGAGGUGAUGGGCCUGUCGGACCUGGUGACGGUGUGUCUGUCGGCCAUGAUCACGCACCUGGCCGCCUACGGCCUCGAGCACGUGUUCGACCUCACAAAGUACUUUGCGCCGUUCAGCGCGCGCAGCCACAUGCACCUCAACGCAAACACGCUGGCCUCGCUCGAGAUCUACCGCAACCAGACGGACAACAGCACGCACGCGUCGCUCUUCUGGGCGCUCGACCGCACAAGGACGAAGCCGGGGCGGCGCCUGCUCCGGAAAUGGGUGGGCCGGCCGCUGCUGCAGCAGGAGCCGCUGGAGGCGCGGAUCGCCGCCGUCGAGGAGAUAUUGGCGGGGAGGAAUGGGAAGCUGGAUCGCAUACGGGAGCUGCUGGCGCGCGUGGGGACGGACCUCGAGAAGGGGCUCAUCAGGAUCUACUAUGGCAAGUGCACGCGGCCCGAGCUGCUGUCGACGCUGCUGGCCCUGGAGAGGAUCGCAGGCGUGUUUGGGGCGGUGGAGAGCGCGGGGGAGGUGGGGUUUGGGAGUAGGUUGUUGAAUGAGGCCGUGGCGGCGCUGCCGAGGGUGAAGGGGGUGGUGGGGGAGUUCUUGGGGGUGAUGAAUCAUCAGGCGGCGGCGAGGGAUGAUAAGUAUUCGUUCUUUAAGGACGAGAGCGGGUAUGAGGAUAUUGUGGAGUAUAAGCUGGGCAUUGCGGCGGUGGAGGCAGAGCUGAAGGAGCAACUGACGGAGAUUGCAAAGACGCUGAGGAGGCCGAAGGCGACAUAUGUCUCUGUGUCGGGCGUGGAGUACCUGGUCGAAGUGCCCAACGACAAAACCUCCCUCUCCCUCGUCCCCGCCACCUGGGCAAAACUCAGCGGCACCAAGCGCGUCUCGCGCUUCCACACGCCCACCACCAUGCGCCUCCUGCGCGAGCGCGACCAGCACAAGGAGUCGCUCACGGCCGCCUGCAACACGGCCUACGCCUCCCUCCUCGCGCAGAUCGCAGCGCACUACCACCCCCUCCGCGACACCCUCACCGCCCUCGCCACCCUCGACUGCCUCUUCUCCCUCGCCACUGUCGCAGCACAGCCAGGCUACUGCAAGCCGACGUUCACAACCACGCCCACCAUAGACCUCGUCGAUGCGCGCCACCCGAUGAUCGAGAAACUGCUCAACGCCCCAUACAUCCCCACCACUACGACGCUGUCGACAGACGCAACCCGCGCACUCAUCAUAACAGGCCCCAACAUGGGCGGCAAGUCCUCCUACCUGCGCCUCCUCGCACUAACCACAAUAAUGGCGCAGAUCGGCUCCUACGUGCCCGCGGCCGCGGCGCGCCUCGGCGUCGUGGACGGCGUGUACACGCGCAUGGGCGCGCGCGACAACAUGAUGAACGCCGAGAGCACGUUCAUGGUCGAGCUCACCGAGACCGCGGCGAUCCUGAGGAGCGCCACGAGCAGGAGUCUCGUCGUGCUGGACGAGCUCGGCAGGGGCACGAGCACGUGUGAUGGCGUCGCGAUUGCGGGGGCCGUGCUGGAGUAUGUGCUGGGCAUGGGGUGUUUGUGUCUGUUUGCGACGCAUUAUGCGGCGCUGGCGGGGCGCGCGGGGAGAGGGGUGGUGGGCGGGGUGGGGGCGCGGUAUAUGAAGUUUGCGGAAGCUGAUGACGGCAGCGACGACAUCACGUUCCUCUACGAGCUCGGCGAGGGCGUGGCCAGCCGUAGCUAUGGCCUUAAUGUCGCGAGGCUCGCGGGGCUGCCGGAGAGGUGUCUGGCGGUGGCGAGGCAGAAGUCGGCAAUGUUGGAGGCGGAGAUGAAGGAGCGGGAGAGUAUGGGCUGGGCGAAAGCGGUGCUCGCGGCGGUGAAGGGGGGGGAGGGGUUCGAUGCGGAGAGGCUGCUGGGAGCGGUGGAGUAUUUGUAG